CCCAGCUGCCAUUCCAGCCUGCGUGUACUGGACAUGACUGGACUCCCGGAUUCCACAUCUGGCCACGUUCCGGACAGGAUGAGCGUCUGGUCUGGCACUGUGGCUUUGGCCAAGGCUUGCAUGGAGGUGUCCAAGCACCAGCGGGAAUUCCAGCGGCGUGGAUCCAAGCGGCACAAAGGCCUCUCUGCAGAUGACACGGCCGCAGCCACUCCGCGGCCCCCAGGCAUUGCCAUUCAUGCUGACCUGUUCGUCAACGGAACGUCCUAUGGGAUCCUGCGUGAUGCUCUCCAGACCAGAGCUGCCGGCCCACUGCGCCUCAAGUGCCGCGAAUUCCAAGCGGAAGAACUCUCGGCAUCCGGGAUCGUGACUUUGUUGGAAUCCCUGGAUCCUUCCUGUCUGCGGAGGGUGGAUCUGCGCUUCAAUAAUUUGGGAUUGAACGGGCUCUCGGUCAUCCUGCCGCACCUCUCGCGCUUCCCAGAGCUGUGCAGCCUCAAGCUCCAGUACAGCAACGUGGACGUGCGGCGCCUGACUCCGGAAACAGCCGUCAGAAUCCGCUGCCUGGCUGGGCAGCUGGGAAUGUUGCCCAGCCUCCGGGAGCUCAACCUGGGAUCCUCCAGGCUCUCAGGAAAUCUACGACAGAUCCUUGGUGACCUCAGGGCUCCGUUGGAAAGCUUGGAAUUGGCCUUCUGCUCCCUCGUUCCUGCCGACCUUGCCUUCCUCUCCCAAAGCUUCCAUGCUCCGGCCCUCAAAAAGUUGGAUCUGAGUGGCCACGACUUCUCCCAAGACCUCCUGGAGCCGCUCCGGCUGCUCCUGGAGAAAACCUCGGCCUCGCUGUUGCACCUGGAUCUCAUGGAAUGCCGCAUGGCCGACUCCCACCUGGAUGCGCUGCUCCCGACACUCCGGCGAUCACUCCGGCGCUGCUCCCACCUGCGCUUCCUGGGACUCUACGGCAAUCGCCUGUCCAUGGCCGCACUCAAGGAUCUGCUCCAGAAAACCUUGGAGCUGCCAGAUCUCCACCUGGUUGUGUAUCCUUACCCAAUGGAUUGCUACAAACCGGAGCCACCGGCAGAAUCUGGCUGGAAUUUUGAAGAGGUCGUGGAUGAGGAACUUUUGGCGGUGGCCAAGGUGGAAUUUAACCAAAUCUUGGAGAAUUACAGGAGAACCAACCUCGUCUGGACUUACAACCCCUAUGGCCACAGAGACUUGGACUACUUCUCCUUGUGAUUUGGGAAAAGCUCGGAGCCUCCGUUGUAGAAAAGCAUCACCACCUCCUUCCUGAAAUCUGGGGUUUUCAACCUCAUCCCAGUGCUUUUCC
Molecule: messenger RNA, 1315 nt
Organism: Ficedula albicollis (Collared flycatcher)
Lineage: Eukaryota; Metazoa; Chordata; Aves; Passeriformes; Muscicapidae
Gene: LRRC14
Product: leucine rich repeat containing 14
Exons: 5
Coding region: 34-1224 (396 amino acids)
Cellular component (GO): cytoplasm
Molecular function (GO): protein binding
Source: RefSeq, a predicted model, not a curated record